GAUUCCAAGAAAUUCACGACUAAUAUUCAAGAUUCUAACCUCAUCAUUUGCUGAAUAAACCUCUUAUUCACAAAAUGGUUAUGCUCUAUAUGCCAGGCCUCGAUGCAGCAUUGCACUUGUCACUGUCCACGAUACUUCCUAACUUGAAAAAUUCAUGCUGCAAACCAAGACCAGUAGUUCUUGCUCUAAGCCGUGUAUCGAAUGGUAUGCAGACAAUAGAAGCGCUACUAACAUGCAAUCAGAAAAGAAAAAGGGAUCAAAACGGUUCAUUUACGCCGAAAUUUACUCCGAAUUCUCAAUCAGAAGAUGACUGGGAUGACACACUCGAUCUAUCAUUUAAGGAGCUUACAAAAGACAUACGUUUCCCUGUGAGAGACUAUACACUAACCGAUACCGAGCUGGAUGAGAAUAAAUAUCCUGUUGAUAAGCCAGGUUUUGAGUCUACAUUUCCUUACGACUCGGGGCGUCCUUUUCAUAGAAUGUUAGCAAUUGAUUGUGAGAUGUGCAUAACAAGAAAGGGGUUUGAACUGACAAGAGUCACUCUAGUGGAUCUCCACGAACAGGUUGUGUUAGAUAAAUUAGUUAAACCUUCAAGUCCUAUCCUUGAUUACAAAACAAGAUUUAGUGGAAUAACUGCUGAGAUGUUAGAUGGGGUGACGACAAGUCUGGCAGACAUUCAGGACGAAUUUGUGAAACUUGUCAAGAAAGAAACCAUUCUUGUUGGACAUUCCUUGGAACAUGAUUUAUCAGCAUUGAAGAUAUCACAUGACUUGGUGAUUGACACGGCUGUAUUAUACCAAUACUCCCGAGGGUCUUCUCAUAAAUCUGCUCGGUGGUCUAAAUCUGCCGGGUCUUCGCGUAAACAUUCUCUACGGUAUCUUGCUAAAAGAUUUCUUUCAAGGGAGAUACAGCAACCGGGGACUGAACAUGACAGCAUUGAAGAUGCUAUAGCUGCCAUGGAAUUGGCAGUGUUGAUGAUCAGAAUUCCCAAGUAACUAACUCUUCAAGUGAUAUAGGACUUUUUAGAUAAUCAAAAGAUUAGAAGUUAGAUACAAUUUGGUAGCACAUAGCUUACACUUGAAUAAUUAAAACACUCGAAAAAGAUCAAGGAAAACUCAGUUUAACCAUCA
Molecule: messenger RNA, 1130 nt
Organism: Vicia villosa (hairy vetch)
Lineage: Eukaryota; Viridiplantae; Streptophyta; Magnoliopsida; Fabales; Fabaceae
Product: small RNA degrading nuclease 5-like
Exons: 7
Coding region: 75-995 (306 amino acids)
Cellular component (GO): nucleus
Molecular function (GO): exonuclease activity; nucleic acid binding
Source: RefSeq, a predicted model, not a curated record